AUGGCUGCAAUACGGAAACGUGCUGCUACAGAUCCUCAUGAAAGUGGUGACGCACUGCCUAUGAAGCGAUCAAUAGCUGAAGAUCAGAUUCCGAUGUCAUUAGCGUUGAAGACGCCAGCACCAUACAGCGAUGAGGAACCAGCUAUCGCCGAGAGAAAUCGUGUGGAUUAUUCGAAAAAAAUCACUAUAGCAAUGGCAAAGGCUAAUACAGGCAAUAUAUUUUUUAUUACACGUGAAUUUUGGGAACUUUGA
Haemonchus placei is the source of this 252-nucleotide messenger RNA. NCBI's taxonomy places the organism in Eukaryota, Metazoa, Nematoda, Chromadorea, Rhabditida, Trichostrongylidae. The record is from the annotation of a GenBank genome assembly.